Helianthus annuus (common sunflower) is the source of this 471-nucleotide messenger RNA. RefSeq names its product histone H4. Lineage: Eukaryota; Viridiplantae; Streptophyta; Magnoliopsida; Asterales; Asteraceae. Bases 53 to 364 code for a protein of 103 amino acids. Gene Ontology annotation, molecular function: protein heterodimerization activity; structural constituent of chromatin; DNA binding. The record is from RefSeq and is a predicted model, not a curated record. The transcript has a single exon. Gene Ontology annotation, cellular component: nucleosome. Gene Ontology annotation, biological process: nucleosome assembly.
AACACACCAAAUCACUUCUCACACAUCCAUUCCUUCAAACCAAAAAAGAAACAUGUCAGGAAGAGGCAAAGGAGGAAAAGGCCUAGGAAAAGGAGGAGCAAAACGACACCGUAAAGUUCUCCGUGACAACAUUCAAGGCAUCACAAAACCAGCUAUUAGGCGGUUAGCCAGACGAGGCGGAGUUAAACGUAUCAGCGGCUUGAUAUACGAGGAGACGCGUGGUGUUCUCAAGAUCUUUCUAGAAAAUGUUAUUCGUGAUGCGGUUACUUACACCGAACAUGCUCGCAGGAAAACAGUUACUGCUAUGGAUGUUGUUUAUGCUUUGAAACGCCAAGGCCGUACUCUUUACGGUUUUGGCGGUUAGUUUGUUAGUCUGUUUUGUUUUGAUUUGUAGUUGUUUACAUCACUUCAUGUAUUUGUUAUUAAUUUUGUGAUAUCGAAAUCGAGAUUUUUACUAUAUUUUUAAUUUAA